AUGAAUUUAUUUCGUUCAGCAUUAAGUGCCUGUAUUGUUGAUGGAUUAACAUAUACUAAAAUAUUUCUUUAUUCGAAUGAAACAUUCAUGACACAUAAUCAUUCGACAUCUUUUGUACCAUUACCAAUUGUAAGAACUACCAAUGUUGGACAAAGAACGGCACCAUCAUUAACUGUUCGUUUACCGCCAAUCACAUUGGCUAGUCUCAAUCAGAGUUUGAGAAAUUUUACUCAUGGUCGUUUACAAUAA
Molecule: messenger RNA, 249 nt
Organism: Rotaria sp. Silwood1
Lineage: Eukaryota; Metazoa; Rotifera; Eurotatoria; Philodinida; Philodinidae
Source: the annotation of a GenBank genome assembly